AUAUGGCACACUUAUCAGGAAACACUUUAGGAAUGUUGAAGUCGUCAUCUGAUUGGAUAAAUUCUACAGGAUUUCCAGGAGAUGUGUGUGUUGCAGUUUUCCAUCUGGAAACAAAGAUGCUGUUAUGCCAAACCCCCUCACAAAGAACAAAGCUGUUGUUACAACUGUAACGAGGAGCGCUUAUCAGGAUCAACUACCCUGCUGAAAAAAACAGCAUAUGCUGGUUAGGUAUGUUUUGAAGCUGGGAUGCUUGUUUAUGCUGGUCCUUUUCAGGUUUAUGCUAGUCUUUUGCUGGUCCUUUGCUGGACUUAAGGUGACUGGACCAGGUUAUUGAUUAGUUUAUCUUUAUAUGCUGCCUGUGUAGUGGCCAGAUUUCUGUGAUGCCUUCUUUCUGAGGAUUUAGUGUACAGCAGCAGAUGUCCGCAGUCAGCCCUUAUCUCUUUAUCCCUGUGGAUGGUUGAAGGCUGGAGUUCUCCCAGGUGACAACAGAUGAGGCUUUAGAAAAUGCUUAAAGACUCAGCGCAGCGUAAGUUUGACUGAUGAUUCCUUUUCUAGCGCAGGCCUGAAUUUUGUCUGGAAAGAUGGAAUACUGGUGGAACUUGUUAAAUGUUUUCACGUUUUGGGAAGUGACACAGAUGCCAUCAUGCUAUUGUCUGGUGCGACAUAAGCUGCCAGUUUUAUGGAUUAUGCCACUCAGCGGAGAUCCAGGGAGCAACUUUACGGCAGAGGUGCUUCCUGCUGUUGAGUUAGCUCUGCAUCAUUUGAGCGAGCAGCCGUCUCCUUUAGGUGACUACGAGCUUCAGUUUCAUCUUACAGACUCAGAGUGUGAUAACAGCAAAGCGCUCAAAGCAUUUUUUGACACCAUAUUCAAUGGCCCCAAACCUGUCAUGAUCUUUGGAGGGGUGUGUUCGUCUGUGACGUCUGUCCUAGCCCAGUCUUUGGAAGGAUGGAACCUUGUGCAGCUGUCAUUUGCAGUAACAGCACCUUCCAUGGCCAACAAAAGAAUAUUUCCAAACUUCUUCCGCACUGUGCCAUCAGACAGUGCAGUUAAUGUGGCUCUGGUGAGGUUUCUCAGGCAGUAUGGAUGGAGUAGAGUUGGUACACUGACUCAGCGUGAGCAGAGGUUCACAGAGGUACAGAUGGACUUGAGCAGACGUCUGGAGAUGGCUAACAUCCAGCUUGCAGAGGCCGAGAGCUUCUUUGAAGCCCCCUGUGAUUGUGUGAAAAAACUGAAGGACAAUGAUGUGAGAAUCGUCAUUGCUCAUUUUGAUGUGAAUUUUGCUGCUAAAGUCUUCUGCUGUGUGUAUAAUCUCAGCAUGUAUGGCCAAAAGUUCCAGUGGAUUCUACCAGGCUGGACCCAGGCCAGCUUGUGGAAUAACACGGGCUCCACAAACUGCACAGCUGAAAACAUACUGACUGCCAUAGAGGGAUCCAUCAGUGCAGAUAUUGAGACUCUUAGCACUAGAAACAUCCGAGGGAUCUCUGGCAGGACACCUCAGGAGUACAAGAAGGAGUAUGAUGAAAGACGACAGCUGAAGCGUCUGGGUGCAAACAAGUUUCAUGGCUUUGCUUAUGAUGGUACUUGGGUAAUUGCUAAAGUUUUAACGAGAGUCAUGGAGACUGUGAGAUACAGAGAAAGAUACAGCAUCCAUCGCAACUUUACUGUCACUGAGCAGGAAGUGGGACAAAUGAUUCUGGAGGCCAUGGACAAGAUCAACUUCUUUGGUGUGACAGGUCACAUUAUGUUCCAAAAAGGUGAAAGAACAGCCAAUGUGAAGAUUGCUCAGUAUCAAGAUGGAAGGGCUGUCGAUAUCGAAAAAUAUAGUGCCAUUACAGAUGAACUAGAGUUUAUUAGUCCAAUCAGAUUUCAAAGGGAUAAACCCACAAAGGACCGAACCCAUGUGUACCGUCACAGGAAACGCAUCAGUAUAUUUCUCUACGGUAUUGUGGCGUUUUACUUUCUCUUAGUUUUUACAGCGUGCAGUUUCCUGGUCUUCAGUCUGAAACACCACAAUCAUUGGGCCAUUAGCAUGUCAAAACCUUUUAUGAACUCUUUGAUUAUUCUUGGUGCUGUGUUGUCUUAUUCCUCCAUUUUCUUCAUGGGACUAGAUGGAUCAUAUGUUUCUGAUAGAGUAUUUGAAGUUUCUUGCUCUGUACAAAUCUCAUGUUUAUCUAUUGGAUGUACAGCAGCUUUUGGGGCCAUGUUUGCAAAAACAUGGACAAUUCGAUCAUUCUUCAAAAACCACAGUGCUGAAAAAAAGGCCACAAAGGACUAUGGGCCAGUUCUCCUGAUUAUUUUUCUUUUGUUAAUUGACCUGAGUUCAUUAAUUUGUCUGCAAUUUUUGGAUCCUUUAAGGAGAACAGUGAAGGAGUAUCACAUAGUGGCUGAUCCUCACGGUCAAGAUUUUUUUAUUCAGCCCUUUACAGAGCGAUGUGAAAACACAUACAUGGGUUUCUGGAUGGCUGCUUUCUAUAUUUAUAAGGGGAUACUCCUGCUAAGCACCUGUUUCCUGGCCUGGACCACAUGCCACAUGAACAUUCCUGCCAUAAAUGACAGCAGGAGUAUCCGAUACAGUGUGUUUGUGUCAGUCCCAGUGAUUCUGAUUGGUACUUGUGCAUCCAUGCUGUGGCAGGAGCAGCCAAAUGUGCAGUUCUUCAUUGUGACCCUUGUGAUAAUCACAUGCUGCUGUAGCACUCUUUGUAUGCUGUUUAUUCCAAAGAUUAUUAUAAUAAGGAUGGGUCCUGAUCCUGCAUUCUUGUCAAGGAGGUUCCACCUCACACAGUGGUGUGGUGAAUUAGAAAUGGAGAUUGGACAAGGCAAGAGGAUCUUCAUGAGACCGAACAACCCAGGAACAUGUAGCUAUGUGACUGACAUGACACAAAACAUCUUGUCUAGUCUGGACAUUCUACUGUCAGAAAACCUAAACCUCAAACAGCACAUUAAAAAAAAGUGAGAACUGGAUUCUGAGAUGGAGAAUUUAACCAGGCAACUGAAUGAACUGAGCCCUCACGUUAUGGAGAACGUCAUCAUCAGAAGUUUUGUGCACAAAGCAGUCAAAGAGAAAUGUCUGACUCUCCCUGAAAGCUCCAACUAUAAGAGGAAUCUGCCGGAGAACGUUAACUCCCCUGAACGCAUUCGCCGCAGACUGUCUCUGCAGUUACCCAUUCUGCAUCAUGCCUAUCUGCCCUCUAUUGGAGGAGUGGACUCCAGUCCUCUUAAUAGCCCUUUUGAAAGCCCUCGACAUUCGCCAAUGCCCAGGACAUAUGGAGUGCUGGUGACAGGAUUGUAAUUUACUGUACAGUAGGAGACAAAAUAAACUUACAUAAUAUUUCAAACCAGACUUACUUAUAUAUUGUAUACAUGCAUUAUAUCUGGUAUAAUGUAAUGGAACUUGAAUUAUAAUUUCAAUCUAAAAAUGGGAAUAUUUUAAGGUUUAAAAAUAAAGCUGCUUCUAAAUGACCUGAUUAUAUUUUAAGAAAAGAACAGACAUGAUUAUUUUCAAAUGGUAGAAAAAAUAUUAUUUCACCUGUUAAAAAAGUUGCCAUAGUUUCCAGAUUAAUUGAGCAGUGGUGUGUGGUUUUGAAAAACAUCUCAGCUCUUUUCAUGCGUAUUUCUAAGAGACUGAGGAAACCUGUAAAGGUGUUUUGUUUUCACAAACUUCAAAGCCAGUAUACAAUCCAAAAUAAUAAAAAAUAACUUAUCUUUA
This is a messenger RNA of Puntigrus tetrazona (Sumatra barb), 3707 nucleotides long. RefSeq names its product gamma-aminobutyric acid type B receptor subunit 2-like. The record is from RefSeq and is a predicted model, not a curated record. Gene Ontology annotation, biological process: G protein-coupled receptor signaling pathway; gamma-aminobutyric acid signaling pathway. Gene Ontology annotation, molecular function: G protein-coupled GABA receptor activity. NCBI's taxonomy places the organism in Eukaryota, Metazoa, Chordata, Actinopteri, Cypriniformes, Cyprinidae. Gene Ontology annotation, cellular component: membrane; G protein-coupled receptor heterodimeric complex.